GAAUAUGAAUCGGGAUGGACAAGUACUUCAAAGAAACUCUUCUGGAGAACAAUCUCCCCGUUAUCCUCGCUGUCCUCAGUAUCUGGUACAACGACUUCUACGGCGCUCAGAUUCAUGUCCCCCCUUACGACCAGGACCUGCACAAGUUCACCGAUUACUUCCAACAAGGCGAUAUGGAACUGGACUUAUCAUUAGGGGUGCGGCGGGUACGAACGGCCAACACCCGUUCUACCAACUCCUAUAUCAAGGAACAAAACUCGUCCCUGCAGACUUCCUUGCUCCCUGCGCCUCUCCAACUAUUUCGCGCAACUCGAGGCGCUGGCGUUUGGCAAGACCAAAGAAGAGGUUCGUAAAGAGCUCGGCCCCAAUGCGAGGGAGGAGGUCGUGAAGAGUAAAGUGUUCGAGAGGAACCAUCCGAGCAACAGUAUUUUGUUCCCGUUGUUGACGCCGAGAACGCUCGGCGCGUUGAUUGUGCUGUGCGAACAUAAGAUCUUCACGCAGGGCGUUAUCUGGGGUAUCAACUCCUUCGAUCAAAUGGGUGUUGAACUUGG
Messenger RNA from Pisolithus orientalis, 551 nucleotides. RefSeq lists its product as uncharacterized. The transcript is spliced from 5 exons. NCBI's taxonomy places the organism in Eukaryota, Fungi, Basidiomycota, Agaricomycetes, Boletales, Pisolithaceae. The coding region runs from base 5 to 388 and encodes 127 amino acids. The record is from RefSeq and is a predicted model, not a curated record. Gene Ontology annotation, molecular function: glucose-6-phosphate isomerase activity; carbohydrate derivative binding. Gene Ontology annotation, biological process: glycolytic process; gluconeogenesis; carbohydrate derivative metabolic process.